GGUUUCUGUUAGCAAAAAACUCGGGGGUUUUGGGCAUCCUCUUUCACUAUCGCUCACGCCCAAGGCGGAAGCAAGCAAGCAUUUGCAUUCCUUCAACAAUGGGGAAAGUGAGACUUCGAGUGGCGUUUGAAGAUCGCCACAUGCUGACCAGAUUACAGAAAUCGGAGGGACUCAAACAAAGCUGGAUUCUCCUCGAUCCUCAACACCAGACCAUCUCCGAUAUCUCAUCUUAUCUCAUUGACGCUUUUCAACUCGCUCAUACAUGCUCUAAUGGCCUCAUACUAUCUAUGGAUGGAUUUGUGCUGCCGCCGUUUGAAUCAGUAGAUAUCCUGAAAGACGGAGAUGAAAUAAGUGUCAAGAAGAAAAGUUGCAAGUUAUCAAAUAUUAUCAAAGAGAGUGAAGAUGAAAGGCAACUUAUGAUUCUGGACAAAGAGCAGCCCGUGCAUACAGCUAUACCACUUCUAGCAAACAAGGAGUUUGAAAACGAGACUGGUGGAUAUGAAAGUGAUAUAGAAGAGAAAGAUAAUGAGUCUGUGGAUGUUUUGCCUGUAGAGCGUCCAGUUAAGGAUGCGGUUUUAAAGAAAAGAAAAGCAGGCAAAAGAGAUCAUAGUGCUAGCAAGAAGAGAAAGUGCAACAAGAUCACCAAAGAGUCUGAAAACAAUGUUAGUAAGGAGGAUUAUGAGAGUAAUAAGAUCCAGCUGGAUACAAAUGCAAGCAAAGAUCAGAAUAUACCAACCACUGAAAAUGAACUCAUUUGUGCUCAAAGCCCAAAGGAUAAGCCCUCGAAGAGAACAAAGAGUGUUAAUCAUCCGGAAGGAAAUGAUGCAGUUACCAAGAAGUCAGAGGAUAUACCUGCUUCAGCUCAAAAGGUCCCCAGCAGAAGUGCUAGGCGGAAAAAGGCCAAGAGGAUCUGGCGGCGGGAAGCUAUAAAAAAAGAGAUGGAGAGUUUAAAAUUGCCACAAAAUGCUGAGAAAUCUCCUCAAAAUGACAAUCAGAAGAAUGCUAUUGAGUGUCAAUCCCUUGAAACUGAUGAACAGAUGAAUCCUGCAGAUUACCAAACUCCUCAAAAGGAUAAUCAGAAGAAUCCUAUUGAGUUCCAAUCCCUUCAAACUGAUGAACAGAUGAAUCCUACUGAGUGCCAAUCUCUUGAAAAAGUAAAGCAAAAGAACCCUGUUAAAUCUCAUCAACCAGUUCAUAACACUGAAGGAGAUAAUGAUAUUGUUCCUAUUGUAAUUAGACCUGGACAUAUUCGCUUUGAGCCCUUGGAAAAAGAUCACAAUGUCCCAGAAAAUCAAUUGCCAAUGGAAACAUUUCAGUGGAAUGGAAUCACUAGUAAGAAACAGGGACAGAAGUGGGGUAAAGAAAAAGAAAAAUUCUCAGCCAAAAGGGUGGACUCUUCUAAAGACAUGAGCACCGAAAAUUCUGGUAGAGCUGCUAAGGAAAAAGAACCACAACUGCAGUACAGUCCAAUCCGCUUUGAAAAGCUAGAACGACUAUCAACACUGCCUCAGGAUGGUGAUGUCAUCGCUUAUCGUCUUGUUGAAUUGUCUUCAUCCUGGACACCUGAGCUUUCUUCUUUCAGGGUUGGAAAGACUUCGAGAUUUGAUUCUCAAUCAAAUGUGAUUCUGUUAACUCCACUCCCAGAAUAUCCUAUUAUUUUUGAGAAGAAGUCGGAUGAAGAAGAAGAAAAAGAAGAAGAAGGAGAAGUCUCAGAACAACCAGAUAACAACUCUCUUUAUAAAGAAGAUGGAUCUUUAGAGAUUGAUUUUGCUUUGCUGGAUGAUGUCCGGAUUAUCGAACUUGUCAACCAAGAUCCUAUGAAUGUUUCUGUUGCGAAACCAACAAAUGCUGUCAUCUCAGACAAAAAUGAAGUAAGUGCUUGGGAUGAAAUGAAAGCGGCUCUUAGUGCCAAGAAGCAACAGCUGCUAGAGGAGAGUGAGUGGGAUAGUAAGACUGCUGGCAAGAACUCGUGGUCUUAUAGAGCUUUGCGAGGUAGUGCCCUCGGCCCUGCUAUGGCAUAUCUAAGAGCCAGAAAUGAUAUUUGAUAAAUUUGUCAUGUGGGUCACUUUUUUGUUCAAACUCGACUUUUUAUUUUUCAAUGUCUUUUAAUGAUGUAUUUGGUUGGAAUUUACCAUCCUUUUAAUGACAUUGGUUGCGGUCAAAAAAAGGUAAAAUAGAAGAAUCAAAGGUGACUCUCCUUUGUGUUUGCAAGAA
Impatiens glandulifera is the source of this 2214-nucleotide messenger RNA. Its product is annotated as coilin-like. The record is from RefSeq and is a predicted model, not a curated record. Lineage: Eukaryota; Viridiplantae; Streptophyta; Magnoliopsida; Ericales; Balsaminaceae. Gene Ontology annotation, cellular component: Cajal body. Bases 99 to 2045 code for a protein of 648 amino acids. Gene Ontology annotation, molecular function: U1 snRNA binding; U2 snRNA binding. The transcript has 13 exons. Gene Ontology annotation, biological process: spliceosomal snRNP assembly.